AUGGCAGACGAAAGCUCACAUGCGGAUGAAUUGCCUUCAACAGGCGCCAAAUUCACGCCUCGAGAUCGAACGAGUGAACCGGCAACACCAUCACUACCUGACGAUCUCUGGGUGACUGUACUGGACAGUCCAUGUACUUUCGGCCCAGAUGUCUUCUCAGAGGUGAUGCUCAACCUCAUCAAGAACCCGAACAUCACAGCCAGCCAUCUCUUUCGAGCGGAUAUACUUUAUGACGGCGACAACGGCCGGCGAACGGGAGGCGAAGCGUUAUUGAAACAGCUCAAAGCAGAAUACCAACCCAUUGAUGUUGAGCUACCCGGCUUCCAACGGACUAGGACAAUCGUCCGCCAACUCAUUCCAAGGAAUCCUCAACUGGACGCUCCGUUGACUCAAACAUGCCAUUUCUUCAACCAACAAGGAGAGCGGGAUGAGCGGAAUCUGGUGGUGUACGUCCCGCAUGUCCAGCGAGCAGAAGACGUGCCCUUCUACCAUCCUGCCGUCUCCCAGCUCGCAUUCGAGCACAUCUGGCGGAGACGUCCUCCUGAAGCUUCACCAUCAGAGGAAGGUGAGAGCUUGAUCUCGAUCUCCUACUGGCUGUGCCCUUCGACGUCUCUCACUACGAAGCUAUCGAGAACAGCUCUCCGACUGCUCCAAACCGUACACAAGCACGGCCAAGGCCAUCUUACGGGCUACGAGAAGCGAGUCCACCAUGACCAGGUUGUGCCUCAGAAGCGAUACCAGGAUACUUACGCCAGACUGAAGACGAAGUACGGCAAGCAGCUCGCCGAGCAGUGGGUUGAGGUUACGGAUCCUGGAAAGCAUGUCUUUGAAGACAUUGGGAUUGCUGCGUUUCUCAUCGAGCUGUGGCGAGACACUUACCCAUUCGACGGCAAGAAUGAUGUUGAUGGUCAGGAUGCUGGAACGGACCCAAAGCCCCGAUUCCCAGGCUUCGUGGAUAUCGGAUGCGGCAACGGCGUACUGGUGCACAUCCUUCUCAGUGAAGGCUACGAGGGCUGGGGCUUCGAUGCUCGCGAGAGGAAGACCUGGAGCAUCUUUCCCGAGCAUGUACAACGACGGCUCAAACGUAGGAUCAUGGUUCCAGAUACUUUUUAUCCAGAAGCCAGGAGCGAGAAAGCCACGUUAUUGCAUAACGGCAUCUUCGAGCCGGGCACAUUCAUCAUCUCCAAUCAUGCAGACGAGCUCACGGCAUGGACACCUUUGCUGGCGUAUUUGAACCGAUCGUCCUUCAUAGCCAUCCCAUGCUGCAGUCACGACCUAUCUGGGGCGCGAUUUCGAGCGCCUGCUUCUACAAAGGCCGGAAAAGAGAAUGCAGCCAGGCUGCCGCAACAAUCCAAGCCCAAUGGCGAGGUUUCAGAUACCGGAGAGCAGGGAACUAAGCAAGCAGCAGAGACCGGCUCACUCAAGCGUACGGAGGCUCAGAAGAAGAUGCCCUCCGCCUACUCGACGCUUUGCUCCUACGUCUCAAGCAUGUCCGAAGAUCUCGGCUUCGACCCUGAGAGAGAGGUCCUGCGGAUACCGAGUACUCGCAAUCAAUGCAUUAUUGGCCGAAAACAUCAUCAAGGCCAUUUGGAGGAGGACAUGGAGACACGCGGGCAGAAGGUCGUGGAUGUUGUUGAGCACGAGCUCAAGAGAUCAGUAGAUACUGUGGGAGCAGAGUGGAUCGAACGUGCUGAGAAGCUGGCGAGGAAACCUGCGAGUGGACAUUGA
This is a messenger RNA of Saxophila tyrrhenica, 1728 nucleotides long. It is a transcript of the gene TRM44, whose product is annotated as tRNA(Ser) Um(44) 2'-O-methyltransferase. Gene Ontology annotation, biological process: tRNA methylation. The transcript has a single exon. The record is from RefSeq and is a predicted model, not a curated record. Lineage: Eukaryota; Fungi; Ascomycota; Dothideomycetes; Mycosphaerellales; Extremaceae. Bases 1 to 1728 code for a protein of 575 amino acids. Gene Ontology annotation, molecular function: tRNA (uridine) methyltransferase activity.